CUUCCACCUACUGUUUAUAUUGUUACACUCAACAGAUUUGGUCAAUGUUGGUAGUGGGUAGGUUCGUCAAAUUUGGAACAAGAUGAUGUUAGCCGCAUCCAUAAGGGAAACCCGAUGAGAAGUAUGUUAAAAAACCAAAUGAAACAGUUAAGAAGACGAUUUUUUUUUAAGUUGUUUUGGAUGGAUAUCCCAUGGAAUGGAUUUCACCCUUCUUUCGACGUAUAAAAGGUACGACUCAAUCAAAAAAGCUGAUCCUUACUUAGUUUCAAAGUAUGAAAUCAAAGCAGGAAUGGCUGUUAAACUCGAUUUUUUUGAAAUCUUGAUCUAAGACAAUAAAGUGUCAGUUUGUGUUCUCCUUGCUUUCAACGCAUAUCUGAAGAGUUCAUCAUUUGCUAGCUAUGCUUUUCCUAAAAUGGAUUUCUUUACGAAGACUUUAAUUCUUUGGUCGAGCUGAACCGACUCACUGGAAAUAUUCCCUGGCAGUCUUGGAAUGUGCGACUGAGAAGAACAAUAGCUGUUUUCACGACAAGAACAUUCUUUUGUUCUUUUCUUUUGCCUUUUUCUUCGUCCUAAGACGACUAAAUAUGCUUUACACAUUUGUUUGACCGUUCAAUUAAGUUGACAUUAGCGGAAAUUGGGUUUGGAAAUUUCACUUACAGAAAGCAUGUUGUACCUCUACAACAAAAAAGAAAAACGUAAACAACAAAUUAUCUGAAGAGGGAACACUAAUUCUUUCCUUAUUGUCGCAGACUGUAAAGAAACUUGUAUAGCUUACCUUUGUUUAUUUGUUACUGAAUCGGAUUGCGUUGUGUUAUUUCGGAUUGUCGCUCGCUUUCGUUCGCGGUAAAUGGAUUUUAUAAGUUUUGUAUGAUUCAAAUAAUUCUUCUACCAAGUACUGGAGAUGCUAUGAAGGAUGGAAAACUCCAAAGGUUCCCUCCAUAGUAGUUCCGGGUCUUACAACAAUCUUUUACCUCCCUUUGGACAUCAAAGCAAAGGCGAUAACCCAACUGAUGCAAUUCCUAUCAAAAGCCCAUUGGAGAGAUUAAGUACGUCGACGGAGCCGAGUUCUCAACAAGGCUUGACUCGGACACCGAAAAAAGCAUUAUCACGAGCUCCCGAGUCUUCCUCUGUUGCCGCUGUGGUGAGUCCUAGACAAACAAAACGUCUUUUCUCAGAGGUUUCAGUUCAAUCCCCAAGAAAGAAAAAACCUUUACAGUCUGUUGAUUUGCCAUUUACAAAAGGUGGAUAUGGUGGCUUUUACGACUCUAGGAAUGGGAGCUUAAAAUUCACAAAGCACGAACUCAGCGUUACAUACGCCGACCGGUUUCAUGCCCCACCCAUCCAUUUCCCGGUACAUCUAAUUAAGCGUUUGUACUGGCUUCAGGGAUGGCGAGACGCUCAUGUCGAGUCGCCCGUUCAUGCUAUCCAUAUAACGCUAAAAAGUCGCGAUAUGAAGCGCAUAGUACGAGGAGAUUCAACGAGUAUGCUUUUCCUUUAUAAUCCGAAUCAUGUUGAAGCAGCCCGUGCCGGAUUAGAUUUGUUUGAUCAAUCUGAAUUCACCCUUCUUUCUCCUUCCUCUGCCAAGGAGUUUCAAAAUUUGUUAACUGUUAAACAGCCCGCUCCCACCUCCUCUACUACUUCGUCUCCUUCCGUUUCUCGAGUAAAAAAUGACCCUUCUAAAUCUGUUCAAUCCAGUCCUUCCUCUAGCCAAUCUCGUUCAGCUACUCCGCAUUCAUUAAACAACCAAGCUAGUACACCCAUUGCAAGUCCUAAAACACCAAAAAGUGCAAAAGUUCCCACUGUUUCCAUAGAGUCUCUGAAAUCUACGCCAAGUCGGCCACCUCUAAAUAGCACACCUAAGUCGGCCACCUCUGCUCUUAAACGCAUACCCUCGUUACCCAGUGUCUUUGGAGACAAUCAUGGACCCUUUUAUAAUGAAAUUACCGCCUCACAGGAGUCUGAAAAAUCUCUCAUUUCUGAAAUCCCUUGUCAAACGCUUCUUAUUUAUCCAUUUACUGGUACAAACACCAUUGCUGUAAACAACACCGAUUUAGUUCGAUUAAACGAUGGAGAAUUCUUAAAUGAUACUAUCGUCGAUUUCUAUCUACGUUAUUUAUAUUGUAAACUAGAAAAAGAAAGCCCUUCUUUAGCACAAUCAACGCAUAUCUUUAAUUCCUUUUUCUUUAGUCGACUAGUUUCAAAAGACAAAGAUGGUAAGCGACUAGGCCAAAGAGGUGUGCGGAAGUGGACGCAAAAAUUUGAUUUGUUCACCAAAAAAUAUGUUAUUGUUCCCAUUAAUGAAAUGUUUCACUGGUAUUUGGCAAUUAUCUGCAAUAUAGAUCAGUUAAUACCGGCAAACCACAAAAGUUCUUCCGAAGAGGAAGAUGAAAUCACUUUACCCUCGGUUCAAAAGGAUAUUACAGAGAAUAAAGUUGUCCUUACAAGUAAUAGCCCGGUUAUCCUAAUUUUUGAUUCCUUGGCAAACAUGCACAAAGGUAGUUUAAAGUAUCUACGAGAUUACUUGAUUGAUGAGGCUUGGGAAAGGAAAAAAAUACAGUUAAAGCCUACUGAUAUUCGUGGGUUUCAUGCCAAAGUACCGCAACAGAGUAACUUCUCCGAUUGUGGUAUCUUUGCGCUUCAUUUUGUAGAAUUAUUUCUAGAAGCACCUCAGCAAGUGUUAUCGGAUAUUUUGGACAAGUCAGCCAGACAAAAUGUGUCUCAGAGUUUUGAUGAACGUUGGAAUGUUCAUAAGAUAAAUACUAGACGGGAAGAUAUCAGGAGUUUAAUUGGAGAUUUAUCUAAAGAAUGGAUGUCUAAUAGGGACAACCAAGUGUCCUCUGAAAGAUCAAAGGACAACAAUGAUGACGAUGAUGACGACCUUACUGUUCUGUAAAGUAGCUAGAUUUUUUUCAUUUAAAGGGAUUAUAGGAAUUAUAAAUUUUAAUAUUUUAUUCAUAAAUAGUUGAUAGACUCAAGUUAAGCAUAAACCUGUUAAUAAAUUUACAUAGAGGAUCA
Molecule: messenger RNA, 3015 nt
Organism: Schizosaccharomyces cryophilus OY26
Lineage: Eukaryota; Fungi; Ascomycota; Schizosaccharomycetes; Schizosaccharomycetales; Schizosaccharomycetaceae
Product: SUMO deconjugating cysteine peptidase Ulp2
Exons: 7
Coding region: 914-2893 (659 amino acids)
Biological process (GO): protein desumoylation
Cellular component (GO): nucleus; cytoplasm
Molecular function (GO): SUMO-specific endopeptidase activity
Source: RefSeq, a predicted model, not a curated record